GUAUCUCUAUUAUUUAGAUGUGGUUGCUAAUACUUUGUAUUAGACAUUAUUUUAUAUUGUAGAAAUGACUUUUGUAAUACAUUUUAAAUCAAUUUGUUAACUUGCAUAAUUCACUUCAUUUAACAUUAUUACACAUCAUUCUGAAACCAUCAACGACUAUAAUCAUACAGGCACUGCUACACCAUCGUCAUUUAACACUACCCUUCUCAAUAGUCAAUUGUGAUAAACAACAAACGUGAUCUCAAACAGCUGCGAAUGAAAUUAAUGAUUUCAUUUCAAUUCCCAUGGAAAAUGAAACAAGCAAGGAGAUGUGCACUAACGGUGAUAAUGUUAACGUUGUUAAUGGCGGAGCUUCCAUCAAUGGAGUCAGCGCACAAAGCGUUUAGGAGAGACCCUGGAAGCCCUCACUGGCACCAUGGAGCUUUCCAUGACGUCAAGGAUAGUGUUCGAUCUGACGUUCGUCGUAUGCUUCAUUCUCGCGCUGAGGUACCUUUCCAAGUCCCACUAGAAGUCAAUGUGGUCCUUGUUGGGUUCAGUGGUGAUGGAGGCUUUAGGUACUCAUUGGACUUCCACAAGCUGCAGGAAUUUCUUAAAGUCAGCUUCCCAACUCAUCGUCCCUCCUGUUUGGAGACUGGAGAGCCGUUGGAUAUAGAACAUCAUCUUGUCUACAAUGUUUUCCCGACUCAACAAGCGGAAUUGAUAUCUCUUGAGAAAGUGUUAAAGGAUGCUAUGGUUCCUGCUGGAACAGCAAGAGAGACUGAAUUUGGCAAGGAAGUGCCUGCGUUUGACAUAGAAGCAACAACUGUGGAGCCUGUUUUUCAGCAGCUUUAUACGUACAUAUUUAAUGUUGAUGGAACUGGGUAUCCAACUCCAGAGAUUGACAGGCCCGUGCCAACUGCAAUAUUUGUGUUGAAUUUUGAUAAGGUCAGAAUGGAUCCUAGAAACCAGGAAAUCAAUCUAGAAAAUUUGAUAUAUAGUAGAAUUCCACAACUUACCGAAGAUGAUGUGAAAAGGCAAGAAGGGGAUUACAUAUAUCGUUACCGGUACAAUGGAGGAGGAGCAUCUCAAGUUUGGCUGAGCUCAAGCAGAUUUGUUGUUAUCGACUUGUCAGCAGGUCCUUGCACAUAUGGGAAGAUUGAAACUGAAGAAGGAAGCAUUGGUUCAAGAACACUCCCACGCAUUAGAAAUGUGCUGUUCCCUAAAGGUCUAAAUGCAGGUGCUGAUCAUUUAAACCAAGAUGUGUUUGUUGGUCAACUUGGAUCACUCAUCUCGACCACAGUGGAGCAUGUCAUAGCUCCAGACGUUAGGUUUGAAACUGUUGAUAUGACAAGAAGGUUGCUCAUACCAAUCAUUGUCCUUCAAAACCAUAAUCGAUACAACAUCAUGGAAAAAGGCCACAAUUACAGUAUAGAUGUUGAAACUAUCAAAGCUGAGGUGAAGAAUAUGGUUCACCAAGACGAAGAAGUGGUUAUUGUUGGGGGUGUGCAUAUGCUACAUCAACAUGAGAAGUUAGCUGUUGCUGUUUCCAAAGCGAUGCGGGGCCAUUCAGUCCAUGAAACAAAAAAUGAUGGACGUUUUCAUGUCCAAACAAAAACAUAUAUCGACGGUGCUAUUCUUAGAGAGGAGAUGGAGAGAUCGGCUGAUGUGCUUGCUGCUGGUAUAUUGGAAAUGGCUGAUCCCUCUCUUUCAGAUAGGUUUUUCCUUCGCCAGAGUUGGAUGGAUGAAUCAGCUGAUUCAAGUGAUUCCAUACUAAAGCACAAGCCUUUGUGGGAUACUUAUGGAAGUAGACAUGGCAAAAAAAAGAAAAGAACUCUAAAGAAAGAAGGAGACCUUUACAGGACCUACGGUACCAGAGUCAUACCUGUUUUUGUGUUAUCAUUGGCUGAUGUUGAUCCCAACCUUAUGAUGGAAGAUGAAAGCUUCAUUUGGACAAGUAAAGAUGUUGUAAUUGUGCUUGAGCACCAAAGUGCACAAAUACCUCUCAGCUAUGUUUCUGAAACAAAAAGGAGGCAUGCUCUUCCAUCACAAGCACAGCGUCAUAUAUUGGCAGGGCUUGCUUCAGCUGUUGGUGGACUUGUUGCUCCGUAUGAAAGAGCUUCACAUGUACAUGAAAGACCUGUGUUGAAUUGGCUUUGGGCUGUUGGUUGUCAUCCAUUUGGACCAUUCUCCAAUUCUUCAGGAAUCAGUCAUAUGCUACAUGAUGUUGCACGAAGGAACACAAUAUACGCUCAUGUUGAUUCUGCACUACGGAGGAUCAGGGAUACAUCAGAGGCUGUUCAAGCCUUUGCUAGUGCAUAUUUGAAGACUCCUCUUGGAGAACUAGUGAAGGGUAAAAAAAACAAGACAAGUACUGACCUGUGGUUGGAAAAAUUCUACAAAAAAACAACUCAUCUUCCAGAACCAUUCCCACACGAAUUAGUUGAAAGAGUAGAGAAAUACUUGGAUCACCUUGAAGAACAGCUCGUUGACUUGUCAUCACUAUUAUAUGACCACCGGCUUGGGGAAGCAAAUUUUAACAGUUCAGAAAUCCUGCAGUCAUCGAUUUUCACUCAACAGUACGUCGAUAGUAUUUUGGCCAUUGAAAAGGAGAAGAUGAAAUGCUGCAGUAUUGAAUAUAAAGCCCCUAUGCAUACAUCUCAAACAUUUAUAUAUGGGGGAAUUCUUAUUGCUGGUUUCCUUGUAUAUUUUCUGGUUAUUUUCUUCUCGAAUCCCGUUCGCUGACUGUAAUUUCAGUUUACUUGUAUGAGCUUACGGUGCUUUGGGAAACUAUAAUUAGGUUCUUUACCUCUUGCUGAUCUUGCGCAGGAAACUUAUUUGUUUUUAUGGUGCCCAUUAUUUAUUGGAGAAAGCUAAUAGAGCUUCAGUAAUUGGAUUUUGUUAGUAUAAAAUUUACUUAUAACCUUAAAGUGAUCACUUUCAGUUUUGAAGUAAUUACUUUUCAUAGGAAAUAUUUAAGUGAUCACUCAUAAUAUUAAAGUGAUCACUUACAUUUUUAAAUGAUCAAUUACAGAAAUUGACUAAUUAUAUAGGCUUUUAUAAUAGUGUGAUGGUCUCAUGUAAUACUUGAUGUAUAAUUUAUUAUGUGAUUU
This is a messenger RNA of Amaranthus tricolor (Joseph's coat), 3089 nucleotides long. RefSeq lists its product as uncharacterized. NCBI's taxonomy places the organism in Eukaryota, Viridiplantae, Streptophyta, Magnoliopsida, Caryophyllales, Amaranthaceae. Bases 256 to 2721 code for a protein of 821 amino acids. The record is from RefSeq and is a predicted model, not a curated record. The transcript is spliced from 16 exons.